This is a messenger RNA of Cavia porcellus (domestic guinea pig), 1938 nucleotides long. RefSeq names its product LIM zinc finger domain containing 2 (gene Lims2). The transcript is spliced from 10 exons. Gene Ontology annotation, cellular component: focal adhesion; cytoplasm; cell-cell junction. The coding region runs from base 191 to 1243 and encodes 350 amino acids. NCBI's taxonomy places the organism in Eukaryota, Metazoa, Chordata, Mammalia, Rodentia, Caviidae. The record is from RefSeq and is a predicted model, not a curated record. Gene Ontology annotation, biological process: cell-cell junction organization; positive regulation of integrin-mediated signaling pathway; cell-cell adhesion.
UGUGUCCCUCCAGGGUGGCUCAGGGUGGCUUGUCCUUGGUCCCUGAUGGCCUGCCUGGGCCACCUCGCUGAGACCAGCGGGAAGCUGGAAGAUAGGGGAGUGGCUGCUUGGCCCCUUGCCUCCGCUUUGCCUUGGGCUCUUCCUGACUCCUGCCCCACCGUGCCUGCUUCUUUGUUGCUCUGGUGUAAAUAUGGACACAGGAGGUGGCUUUGGCCCCCAAAGCUCAAGCAAUAUGUCUGAUGCCUUGGCCAAUGCUGUGUGCCAGCGCUGCCAGGCCCGCUUUGGCCCCACCGAGCGCAUCGUCAACAGCAGCGGGGAGCUGUACCAUGAGCACUGCUUCGUGUGUGCCCAGUGCUUCCGGCCAUUCCCCGAGGGGCUCUUCUAUGAGUUCGAGGGCCGGAAAUACUGUGAACAUGACUUCCAGAUGCUGUUUGCUCCUUGCUGCGGUUCCUGUGGUGAAUUCAUCAUUGGCCGUGUUAUCAAGGCCAUGAACACCAACUGGCACCCCGGAUGCUUCCGCUGUGAGCUGUGUGAUGUGGAGCUGGCAGACCUGGGCUUCGUGAAGAACGCGGGCAGGCACCUCUGCCGGCCUUGCCACAGCCGUGAGAAGGCCAAGGGCUUGGGCAAGUACAUCUGUCAGCGGUGCCACCUGGUCAUUGAUGAGCAGCCCCUCAUGUUCAGGAACGAUGCCUACCACCCAGACCACUUCAGCUGUACCCACUGUGGGAAAGAGCUGACUGCUGAGGCCCGAGAGCUGAAGGGUGAGCUCUACUGCUUGCCCUGCCAUGACAAGAUGGGCGUCCCCAUCUGUGGGGCCUGCCGCCGGCCCAUCGAGGGCCGUGUGGUCAAUGCACUGGGCAAGCAGUGGCAUGUGGAGCACUUCGUGUGUGCCAAGUGUGAGAAGCCCUUCCUUGGACACCGGCACUAUGAGAAGAAGGGUCUGGCCUACUGUGAGACCCACUACAACCAGCUCUUCGGGGAUGUCUGCUACAGCUGCAGCCAUGUGAUUGAGGGCGAUGUGGUGUCAGCCCUCAACAAGGCCUGGUGUGUGAACUGCUUCUCCUGCUCCACCUGCAACAGCAAGCUCACCCUCAAGAACAAGUUCGUGGAGUUUGACAUGAAGCCUGUGUGUAAGAAGUGCUACGAGAAGUUCCCGCUGGAGCUGAAGAAGCGGCUGAAGAAGCUGGCGGACCUGGCCUCCCGCAAGGCCCAGCCCAAGCCUGUGGAUGUGAAUUCUGCCUGAAGGCUCUGGCCUGCUGGUGCCCGAUGGCCUGCUUCACCGCCGCCUCCCUCCCGCUUCCUGCUGCCAUGCUGCUCCUGUCACUUCUCAGCCGCCUUCCUGCCUCCUCCUUUCUGCCCCAUGUUUGCUUCUUCCCUCUGCAGCUUAUGGCUUCCUGUCUGUGUGGCAGCUGCUCCACACCUAACAGCCGCUUCCACCUGUCCCCAUGAGCAUCAGGGACAGCAGCAAAUUGGGGCUGGGUGCCCGCUCCUGCUUGAACCACAGCUGCUGCCCACACGUCCUUGCCCGGGGCCUGGUGGCACCACUGUCAUGGAAGCGUGGGCCCCAGAGCCUCACACUGUGUGCCUGUGGUGGCCCAGCAGUGGAGGCCUCCAGGAAACCCUCAGCCUGUUGCUGCAUGGCCACUUGGAUCCCUGCAGCCGCACGGGGCCAGCAAGCCCUGCCAUCCUUGCUCAUUAGCCAGUUAGAAGGAUGACAGCAGCUCCCUCCAUCCCCCGCUUCUGAACCCCGACACCCACAUGGUACCCCAGGUCCACUGUGCUUGCUCUCUGUGGCACCUCAGGCCGAACUGAGCCUCUGUACAGAGCCCGGGCGGGAGGGAUGGGGUCACAGGUGGUGCCCACUUCAAAGUGACCCCGGUGGCCAGUGGGCCCUGGCUGGAGGCUUACACUCACACAAUGAAGUCUGAUCCACUGCCA